AUGGCCAAUAUAAGUGAACAAGUUAGUGAAGUGGCUGCAAAGCGUCCUCGCCUGGCUGGCACUUCCAAGACUCCCAAAAUAGUUGAUCCCCAAACUCCCAAGGUCGCCAAUCGGGUGCCCAAAUGUGCCCGCUGUCGGAACCAUGGGAUUAUCUCGGAGCUCAGGGGUCAUAAGAAGCUCUGCACCUACAAAAACUGCAAGUGCGCUAAGUGUGUCCUGAUCUUUGAGAGGCAACGUAUUAUGGCCGCUCAGGUUGCCCUGAAGCGCCAGCAGGCCGUGGAGGAUGCGAUUGCCAUGCGGCUGGUGGCCAACAAAACGGGUCGCUCCAUCGAUUCCCUGCCACCGGGCAACAUUUUCGGUCUGACCGUGACCCAGCCCAGUUCACCGCUCCCCAAGAGGGAAGAUGACCCGGCGGAGAAGCCUCUUUCGGAGGAGCAGAAGCAGCAGCCGCAGCCACAGGAAGAGGAGUUCAGCGAUCCGCCGGCAGUGGCCCAGGAUCUCAGUGCUCCACGACGGGAUAACGUCUCCCAAACGGCCAUCGAUAUGCUGGCCCAACUGUUUCCCCACCGAAAGCGAUCUGUCCUGGAACUGGUCCUCAAGCGCUGCGAUCUCGACCUGAUCCGGGCCAUCGAGAAUGUCUCGCCCACAGGCAAAGCCACUCCUGUGGAUGGCACCAACAUCAGCCAGUUGCCUAGCCAAGAGCCAGGAAUCUUGCCCAGUGUGUCGCAAAUCACGUCUUCGAGGAGCAGCGCCUUCAGGCCUGUAAUAACAGAUCAGUACCAGAGCAAAUCUAUGAUGGAGCUAAAGCCGCCGGUCUUCGGAAGCAGCACCUCGGCAGCGGCGGCUGCCAUUUGUGCCUACCCCAAAUGGUUCGUGCCACUCUCCUUCCCGGUGACCAUGGGCCACCUCUCCAACCUGGCACCGCGCUGCACUUUGCCCAACUGCGCUUGCCUGGACAGCUACCAGUUCCACUAG
Messenger RNA from Drosophila suzukii, 975 nucleotides. RefSeq names its product doublesex-Mab related 93B (gene dmrt93B). Gene Ontology annotation, molecular function: DNA-binding transcription factor activity, RNA polymerase II-specific; RNA polymerase II cis-regulatory region sequence-specific DNA binding. Lineage: Eukaryota; Metazoa; Arthropoda; Insecta; Diptera; Drosophilidae. Gene Ontology annotation, biological process: regulation of transcription by RNA polymerase II; sex differentiation. The record is from RefSeq and is a predicted model, not a curated record. Gene Ontology annotation, cellular component: nucleus.